Molecule: messenger RNA, 737 nt
Organism: Pectinophora gossypiella (pink bollworm)
Lineage: Eukaryota; Metazoa; Arthropoda; Insecta; Lepidoptera; Gelechiidae
Exons: 6
Coding region: 32-634 (200 amino acids)
Source: RefSeq, a predicted model, not a curated record
GCAGGGUGAAGCAAGUUAGUCAAUUUCCAUCAUGUCACCGAAAUAUAUGGUGUUGAGGGCGCUAUGGAUGUAUUUCUGUUUGACUUCAACGUUGUCAUCUUCAAAUGAAGAAUCAGAACGGGACUUCAUAAAGCAUGUGCUGAGGAUUCCUAACCCUGACAAAGUCCUGAACUCAGUGUUCGGACGACUGGAGAGCAACCGGCAAGGUCUGAUGGCAAGAGGUAGCUACUCAGAAGAAGCGGAUUGUGAAGAAUCUUAUGAGGGUUUGCCUGAGUAUACGGAGACACUACAAGGGCAAAGAAUAAGAGAGUUGAGACAACUGGGAGCGCAGAAACACUAUCCUAUCUGUCAUCUGGAGAGGAAGAUCAAGCGAUUGAAUACCAACGAAUACGAAUACAGACCAGCUUACUAUGAAGAAGUCAGAUGUCUUUCAUCGAACGUCGAGGAUGUUGGGGUCACCAAUGAGAUAUGUUCCAGUCUAGGAUUUUCGUGUGUUCAAUGGAAUAAAACUAUACACCUGACACGGAGACGCUAUCCUAGUGACUGCUGGGAGACAAAAACCUUGGUGAUACCCGCUGGCUGCGAAUGCAUGUGGCCUGUCCACCAACUGGGAGAUAUGACCCUGCACCUCUGAAGACUUCUGAACAAACCUCGACCUACCCACGUUACAACGAAAUAUGAUCCAUUAUAUUAAUACGUAUAUUUUUGUAAACGAUAUCAGUUAUUAUGAAUAAACA